AUGGCACGGGGCGGAUGCCGAAGAUCGGCUCGUCAAAGUCCAGCAGGUACGAUUGUACGGUUGCCGGAGACAGAGGAGGUCAUUGCGGACCUGAAAGCGGUGGGGCAGCGUGCAGUUAUCGCACGUGGUGGAAUUGGCGGCAAAGGAAAUGUACGCUUCAAGAGCAGCACGUUUCAAGCUCCGCGCGUCGCUGAAAAGGGAGAACCAGGAGAGGAACGUACCAUCACUCUAGAAGUCAAGUUGAUUGCAGACGUUGGCUUGGUCGGCUAUCCAAAUGGAGGCAAAUCGACACUGCUCGCACGAACCUCUGCCGCAAAACCGAAGAUUGCGGACUACCCUUUUACAACCCUGACCCCCAACCUAGGUGUCGUCCGAGUUGAUCCAGAACACAACUUUGUGCUUGCAGAUAUUCCUGGCCUCAUUGAGGGCGCGCACGAAGGUGCAGGACUGGGACAUGACUUUCUGCGGCAUAUCGAACGCACGAAGAUGCUCCUCCACAUCAUCGAUACUGCCUCCGUCGAUGGACGCGAUCCAAUCACCGAUUACGAACAGAUUAACACGGAACUCGAACGUUACAACCCUCGCUUAGUUCGCCUGCCACAGUUAAUUGUCCUAAAUAAAAUUGACCUUCCUGAUGCACAGACCAAUCUGGAGCGAGUUAAAGACUACUUCGGGAAACGUCGUGUCUUUCCAAUCUCUGCGGUCACCGGCGAAGGAGUAGACCGGCUCAUCAGAGCAGCCUAUCAACUCCUGCAGCGGAUAAAUGAACGGAUCCGUGAACGCCAAGAAACUGUAGAACCUCAACCAACCUUCCACAUACCCACACCUGACGAGCGAUUUGAACUCAUUACACAGAAAGAUCGUUUUAUCGUGCGUGGCGAAGAACCGCGUCGCGCUGUUCUCAUGACCGAUAUGGAAAAUGAUCAGGCACUGGUUCUCCUCCAUCGAAAACUAAAAAAAAUGGGCGUCCUGAAUGCGCUCAUCAAAGCUGGUAUCACGGAAGGCGAUACUGUCCAAGUUGAUACCUUCGAGUUUACUAUAGCCCUGAUGAAAUCAACACACAUUGAACCUCGUCAACUGUUAGCGCGCGCUCGAAGAGUUGUCGUGAAGGUUGGCAGCACAACCGUUUCAAAGAACUUUGACCUUGAUUCCGAGCGUCUAGACGCAUUGGUACAAGAUCUCGCAUCAGUGAAGCAAAAGGGUAAAGAGGUUAUUCUCGUUACCUCUGGUGCAAUCGCUGCGGGCACAGGGAGAUUGGGACUCACGCAACGCCCACAAACACUCCCUGGGUUACAGGCAGCUGCGUCAGUUGGACAGACCCGCUUGAUGCACGCUUAUGAGCAUCGGUUUUCGCAAUAUAAACAGAUUACAGGUACGAUGCUGCUGACACAGGACGACUUCAAUUUCCGCGAACGCUAUACACACAUGAGCAAUACGUUACGCGCUCUGUUGCGGCUUGGUGCACUUCCAAUUAUCAACGAAAAUGAUACCGUUGCAGUGGAGGAGAUCAAGGUCGGCGACAACGAUACGCUGGCGGCGUAUGUAACUAAUCUCGCAGAGGCAGAUCUGCUGAUUAUCUUGUCGGAUCAGGAUGGGUUUUAUACCGCAGACCCUCGCAAGGACCCUGAAGCAAAAUGA
Molecule: messenger RNA, 1638 nt
Organism: Geodia barretti
Lineage: Eukaryota; Metazoa; Porifera; Demospongiae; Tetractinellida; Geodiidae
Source: the annotation of a GenBank genome assembly